AGAAGACGGCGUACGUGAUGUUGGCGGCGGAGCUCAGCGUCGCUAUGGAAAGCGAGUACACCGUGGCGCAGGUCCAGGACAAGGUACACACGAUUUUCUUUAUUAUACAUUGAUUUAUGUGAUUGUAGUUCUCGAAAUUGAAAACAAUUUGGGCCAUGACGAAGCCCUCGAACCCCAGUGAUACUGGUAAUGGCCCCUUGGCCCCCUUGCCCCCCCAUUACGACAUUAUGUUGGAGUUUUGGGGGGCGAAAAAAGGAUUCCAACGUGAAUCUCUCAUGUCGACCGACGCAAUCAUUGUCGAUGGUGCCAACUCUUCGGACGAAACCCAGUUAAAGCGAGAGAAUGGUUCGGACGAUGACUCCGACAUCGACAAGCCACAAGAGCGUCGUAAAAAGCGCGCGAAAACAACAAAAGCCACUAGUCAAGGCGAGGCGUUGGAAGCCGGUUUUCUCGCGAUAAAGGAGGGACUUAUUCACUUAGGAACGUCGCUGUCUACUGCGACUCCGACUCCUCCGCCCCCGCCUGCUUCGGGCGCAACUCUGGACGAUGUAUUGCGUGCAAUUCAGGGCCAAUCGGACACUAUGGCACAACUCCUGGCUCAUUUGGUUUCUCGCAAGUAAACUGCAAUUAAUGAAAAGGUGAUCGCACAGUAUUUUUCAAUUAAUUCAAAUACUAGC
This is a messenger RNA of Aphanomyces invadans, 677 nucleotides long. RefSeq lists its product as hypothetical. The record is from RefSeq and is a predicted model, not a curated record. The transcript has 2 exons. Bases 156 to 620 code for a protein of 154 amino acids. Lineage: Eukaryota; Oomycota; Saprolegniomycetes; Saprolegniales; Verrucalvaceae.